Molecule: messenger RNA, 3790 nt
Organism: Cherax quadricarinatus
Lineage: Eukaryota; Metazoa; Arthropoda; Malacostraca; Decapoda; Parastacidae
Product: solute carrier family 45 member 3-like
Cellular component (GO): membrane
Molecular function (GO): sucrose:proton symporter activity
Source: RefSeq, a predicted model, not a curated record
CUGUAGUCCAGUGUAGGCAUCACUACCUGUCUUAUCAAGACCCGGCUUUGGAUCUCGUCAAAUUCACUCUCGCAAACAGCUAGGCGGUCCUGUUAAUUCCCCUUACACAUGAAGGAAGGCUGUUGAGGAGUCUUGGUCCUCUUAAACUUCUUGAGUUGCCUACUGGGAUACUGCGUUCCUGCUUCUCAUUAAGGACAUUGGAUGAUGAGUGUUUAAGCCAUUGGUAGCCCUAGUGGAGGGUGGUGGCUGGUGCCACUAGAGGGCUAUAUGGACCAGUCUGCUCCAGAGUUAACUACUUGUGGCAGCCCCUCUGAGAGCAAGAAUGGAAGUCCAGUGCACAAGAGAGCCAGGGAGCGCGUCCGUGGUCUGCCUCGGCUGCUGGCCAUUAACGCUCUGGUGUGUGGGGUGGAGAUAGUGUCCAGUGCUGCCUUUACAUACAUCCCUCCACUCCUGCUGAAGGCAGGAUAUACUGAGACUAUCAUGACAAUCAUCCUCGGCAUUGCUCCCUUCCUGGACAUGAUGACGGUGCCUUUGCUUGCCGAGUGGAGUGACAGGUGUACCUCUAUGCUGGGACGACGACGACCCUUCAUCAUGUUCCUAUCCACCGUCCUACUUCUCUCUCUCAUUCUCAUCCCAUAUGGAUCCACCAUCACUACUAUUGUUUUAGGAAAUAAUUCACCUAGAGUGAACAUGGUUAUUUUGGCCGUUGGAGUAAUACUUCUAGAUUACAGUUAUCAAGCGCUUUUCAACCCUUGUGAAUCUCUCUUGUCUGAUCUGAUGGCCACCGCACCAGAGUGGGAACAAACACGGGGCUUUACUGUUUACUCUGCUGGUAUAUCCCUAGGCUGCAUCUUAGGAUAUCUCAUUGUAUCAAUUGACUGGUCGUCAGCGGGGUUUCCAGCCGGCUCUCAAGAACAAACUUCAUUCUCAGUUAUUUUCAUCAUGUUUUUACCAUGCUUGUUUCUUACACUAUUUUGUGCUAAGGAAAAGCCUUACCGUCGGACUACAAAUUUUUCACUUCAGUCUACUGAAGGGAAUAUUGUGCUUGGAAACGAUAUGACAGUUGAAAAAAAUGUUUUAUUGAGGAAAUGUGAUUCGGCAGUUAUUAUUCAAGAUGGAUUGACAGUUCUAGACAUGUCUAGUGAUAGCACAACAUUCAUGAAGGACCAUCCUUCAGAUGGAGGCUAUGAGAGUGGGUCUAGCGAAACGGAAGACACCGCGCCACUCAUUCUCCCUUCCUCUGAGAUGCUCAAGUGGAGGUACCAUCGACUCGUUCAUCAAAUCAACCGCUUGCCUAAAAUAACUUUACAAAAGCUCUUUAAUCGUCUGUUUCGUUUGAUAUGGAAACUAGUAAAACUUUUAGUUUAUUUACCGUAUCAGAUAAUUAGAUUACCACUGGAAACAUGGAGAAGAGUGACCGGCGCUCCAACUGUACUGCGACGUCUCUUCUUAUCAGAGCUGUUUGGUUGGAUGGGGUUUAUGUGCCACAAUAUGUUCUUCACUGAUUUUGUUGGACAGUAUAUGUAUGGAGGUUUGCCCGAUGCCCCUGAGCACACUGCAUUGGCAGUCUUAUACGACGAAGGAGUGAGGAUGGGAUCAUGGGGGCUUUUUCUCCAUAGCCUUACUGCAUGUCUGUAUGCCUUUUGUAUUCAACAACACAUCGUACGUUUGGUGGGUCACCGCACAGUGUUCAUCGGAGGUCUGUUCAUCUUCACCGUGACCAUGGCUGCGACUAUUGUCUCUCCAACAGUAACAUUUCUUAAUGUUGUAACAGCUUUAUCAGGAGUUGGGUUUGCUGCUCUUACUUCCACACCCAACAUGCUAGUGACACUUUACAAUUCUGAUAGACAGCUGUACCUGUGGGAUGCCAGCCACCAGGAAGGGGGAGAGGAACGAGGACUCGGCACUGAUGUAGCUGUAUUGGACACUGCCUACUUUCUCUCCCAGAUAGUGUUGUCAAUAUGCAUGGGGCCUUUGGUAGAUUUGACUGGUUCUGCACUUCCAUACAUGAUAGUGGCAACGUUAACUGGAAUAGUAUCAGUGUAUUGCAGUUCACGUGUGGUCUUCACCGACUGUCACUUAAAUCAACUCAGGGCUGGAGCCUUUUAAUGGGCUGACCUUUGUGGCCUUACAGCUUUUGUGAUUAAUUCAAGUGUUUUUGAACUUCAGUAUAAUUACUAUUGUGUCAAUUUCUUCCAGGUAGGAUAUGUUUCAUUUUUUUUUUUUUAACAAGUUGGCCGUCUCCCACCGAGGCAGGGUGACCCAAAAAGAAAGAAAAUCCCCAAAAAGAAAAUACUUUCAUCAUCAUUCAACUCUCACCUCACUCACACAUAAUUACUGUUUUUGCAGAGGUGCUCAGAACACAACAGCUUAGAAGCAUAUACGUAUAAAGAUACACAACAUAUCCCUCCAAACUGUCAAUAUCCCGAACCCCUCCUUUAGAGUGCAGUCAUUGUACUUCCCAUUUCCAGGACUCAAGUCCGGCUAUAUAAAAAUAACCGGUUUCCCUGAAUCCCUUCACUAAAUAUUACCCUGCUCACACUCCAACAGAUCGUCAGGUCCCAAAUACCAUUCAUCUCCAUUCACACCUAUCGAACACGCUCAUGCACACCUGCUGGAAGUGCAAGCCCCUCGCCCAGAAAACCUCCCUUACCCCUUCCUUCCAACCUUUUCAAGGACGAGGGAUAAACCUACAAGCCAAAAGUGUGGAAGAAUGUAGUCUGUAUGUUAUGACAGCUGAGGUCCUCUUCAGCAGUUACAGAGGAAUGGGUCAGGAGAGUGUAGGCAGAGCUUUUUGGGUCCUCAGGAUGCACGAUGCCAUUGCAUAAUUAACUGCUCUUUCAGGGACAUGGUAUAAAUGUGACCUCUUGUAUUAGCUUGUCCUGAAAUGGAGGUGUGAGAGUUUUGGGGAUAAUAUGCUGUGAAUAUAAGGAAAAAGGAAUUGAGGAGUUGCUGCAAUAAACCUAAUUCACGAGAUCAUAAUGACACGAUUGCAAACAAACCAUACCACGGGCGGGGAUAGAACCAGUGAUCAGAGAGUCGUACAACUCCAGAAGCAUCGGUCUAGAGUUUUAUGACUCUGAUUGCAGGUUCUAUCCCCACCUAUGGUAUGGUUUGCAAUAAGCCUGCUGUUCCAUGAAUAACUAAAGUGUAAUGAACACUUGUCAAUGUUCAAUAAUAGCCCACAUCAAGAUAGAAACUCAGGAGAUUGAUUGAUCUGUAUAUUUCAACUCUCUUCUGAGAUCCUCUUCAGCUGUUCCGUGCUCAAAUGACCCUGUCCUCCUCAGUCUAACUAGCAAACUUGUUUAAAGGUGUUAUUGUGAGAAUGUCUGGGUUGUUGUGUGACUGCCUAACUAAAUUCUGCUGAGAAGUGCGUGUUGGUGUAUGUUUGAUUAUCACAUCUGAUUUUAAAUUUCCUCUUGAAGCGUUUGGUAUAGCUUAUAGUGUUGCCUCGGUAAAUGGUAAUAUCAUUCACAAGAUAAAGACCCAUACACACAUACAUUCAAAGUGACACUAAAUGAAGCCUUAUUGACUUUAACAUUAUCAAAAGAAAAUUUCAGAUCAGAUGUGUUAACCAGAUGUACAAUAAAAACCUUCUUCAGCACAGUAUUUAGUCAAGCGGUCAUGCAAUGACCCUGACACCAGCAGAACAGUGGGGUGUUAUGUUAACCCAUGGUGAAGAAUGAUAAAACACAGGCCAUGGUGUAAGUCGACUGGGCACACUUGCUAAAUAGAUAAUACCCAACUUGUCAAAAAAUAUACUUUAACAAGCGCUAUUUGACAGGGUGAG